CUACUUACCAAACAAACAAGGUCAUAAUUUAACCAAAUAUUAAUGGCAAAUAACUGAACCCAUCUUUUUGCACCACUUCGGACUACGCAGGGGAGCAGUUUGGCGGAGUUGAGGACUUGUAAGUUGUACUUGUGCUUGCUGCGGUGAAUUCUGCGUGCCGGUAUUUACCUGAUAAUGAAUGGAUUGGACUUCUGUUCAUAGAUUGUGGGAUAAAUGGGCGCCGGAAAAUGUUGGCUCAGGACAACCACUUAAGGCGGCAUUACUUGUUAACUAUGAUCCUACAGGACCCUCACGCCUCUUAUCAACCAUUGCAGAGCAAGAAGGACUUCAAGCUGAUAUUAUUGAAAUAAGUCAGUUUGUAAACUUCGUAAAGCGCAACAACUUGCAAACUGAAACCUUCCUCCUUGGACCAAAUGAAUACUUGGUAACGUCAAUUCAUGAGAAUUGGUUUCAUGCAAGGUGCAUGAACACAGCUAAGGCCUCUGGUGAAGGUGUUGUGGUGAUGCAAACAGCAGCAUUUCUCAUAGUAGCCCUAUAUGAAGGGUCAAUUGGAUCUGCAUCAUGUGCUGUGACUGCUGCUGAUCAGUUCGCAAAUCAGUUAUGCAGAAAGAGCCUUUGACAUCAUUUCAGAAGGGGAUUAUCCUAUCUCAGCUUGACAUUGUACGACUUAAUUUAAGAUUUUAGCUUAUAGUUUUAAUUUUAUGUAACCUUGAGGCACUGGUAAAACUGUCGCAUUGGGAGGCGAUACUGUUCUGAUACAGCAGGUACAUGUUCUUAUUCUAGGAUUUUGUAGUCAAAGACAAUUUGUGUUUUAAUUAUAGGAAGUAUAAUAUGAGAUCAUUUAUGUA
Molecule: messenger RNA, 848 nt
Organism: Beta vulgaris subsp. vulgaris (sugar beet)
Lineage: Eukaryota; Viridiplantae; Streptophyta; Magnoliopsida; Caryophyllales; Amaranthaceae
Exons: 6
Coding region: 179-619 (146 amino acids)
Molecular function (GO): actin binding
Source: RefSeq, a predicted model, not a curated record